Molecule: messenger RNA, 539 nt
Organism: Paraglomus occultum
Lineage: Eukaryota; Fungi; Glomeromycota; Glomeromycetes; Paraglomerales; Paraglomeraceae
Source: the annotation of a GenBank genome assembly
AAACCCAAGAACUCAAUCAAAAACUCCAAUCCGAUAACCAAGGUCUCUUAAAAGAUAUCCAUACUUAUAAGCAGAAUAUCCAAGCCCUCCAAAACCAACUCCAAGAUUCCCAACAAAGAAUUCUCGCUCUCGAAGCCGAUAAAUCAGACUUAAUUAGCCAACUUACCCAAGCCACACAAAUCCAGCAAAACUAUCUCAAUCAAGAAAAAUCUCUAAUUAACCAAGAAAUAGCCUUAAUUAAGGAGAAAUAUCUCGUCAAUUGCCUGAUCGGUUCAGCUCACUUGACCGGAGAAGGAACUUUAACGGAGUAUUUUGACGAGAUUGUUGAAGAAGCCAUCAAUAAAGGAGAAAUAGCUCUCAUCGAACCUACCGCGGGAAAUAAAUACUUAGCUAUUCCCAAAAAACUCACUCAAAGUCUGCUUAAAGAAAAGGUCCCCGGAGAAAACCAAAAUGAACCCAUUGAACCGGUCAUUGAGUAUGAAUUCACCUUGCUAGAAAAUAGCAACCUUAAAUAUAACUCAAAAGACCUCACUAAAUGA